GGCACGCCUAAAGGCCCGUCAAGAAGAAGAACUCUCAGCUUUAGAAGACGACUUGCGUAAGCUUCGGACAAGACACGCUUUGCAGGCUGCUGAAACAGAAUCAAAGGUUUGGGAAAUGAGCGAUGACGAAUUUUUGCGCUGUGCCAGGGCGAAGCGAAAAAUGCCAUUGAUCAUUGCUCAAUGAUGGAACCGAGUCGCGGAUAUCGCGAAGCUAUGAGAGAGCUGAAGAAUGAAUAUGGUAAAGAUCAUGUCAUUUCCCGCACCUGUUUGGACAGGUUGAAGCGUGGUCCGAAGUUGAACUUUGACGACGCGAAAGGUAUGCAAGCGUAUGCGCGACUGAUGCGGAAAUGUGGCUUAGUUCUUGAAGAAAUCAGUGAGUACGACAAUCUUAAUAAUUUUGACAAUUUGCUGGCCAUUGUUAAACGAUUGCCACCAGAGUCGCAAAACGCUUGGGAUUUCAAAGUGGCAACAAUUUUAGAAACGGAGGAUCGUGAAGCUAGUUACAACGACCUCUCUAAAUUUGUCACCGAGCAAGCUAAUGUUUCAAGAUCAGACUUUCGUUUUGCCCGUAGAGAUAGAAGGCAAUCAAAUUAUUAUGAAAAUUCUAAGGCGAAAGGUAGUGCUUUUGCUAUUUCUGCUAGUGGUUCAAAUUGGCACUGCCCGUGUUGUAAUUUUUCUCACGAAUUAUUCAACUGUAAGAAAUUUAAAGUUCUUUCAUGGUACGAACGAUAUAACGUGGCUAGACGGAAUCAGUUGUGCUUCAAAUGCUUAAGACGAGGGCAUAUGUUUAGACAGUGCACCCAGAAUGAAAGUUGCCCCAUUCACGAUUGUAAGUAUCCGUUCCAUCAUGUUUUGUUGCAUCGCGAUUUCGAGACACCUACACGGCGAGAUGGUAUUAGUAAACAGACUUGUUCCGUCGGUACCUCGAUGAACCAUGCGGAUCACGACGUUCACGCUAAUAAAUUGGCGCCCGCAAAGCAACAAGGGAACACCGGUGUUUACAUGAAUAUCGUCCCGGUGACAGUAACUGCUGGCAACAGGGCUUUUGAUACAUACGCUCUUUUGGACUGUGCUUCUACAACCACCAUGUGUAGUGUGAAAUUGAUGAACAAAUUAAAUCUAACCGGGGUGCCUAUAGAUGUUACAUUGCAAACUGUUGGUAAUCGUCCCAAAUGUGUUAAAGCAAAGAAGUUGUCCCCUCUACUCGUUAAAGAAAUUGACGGACAUGACGAUUGCAUUGAAUUGCCCAAUGUAUUGUGCGUCAGUAACUUGCCCAUAAAGCCCAAUAAGCUACCCUCGCGCAGUUCCUUGCGUAAGCUAUCCUAUUUGUCUGAUAUCGACUUUCCUCGAAUACACGACGGUGAAGUGACUUUGCUGAUAGGAGCGGAUGUUCCCGAAGUGUUUGUGUGGGAGGAAUUUAGAAAGGGUCGGAGUCAACAGCCGACUGCGGUGAAAACCCCUCUGGGUUGGUCUCUUAUGGGUCCGUCUCUGACCGUCUAUGAAAACACUUCCAUUAAUUUCGUUGAUACAAAUCCUUUGGCGUCGCAGAUUGAGCGACUUUGGCGUACGGAUUUUGCUGACGUCCCCAGUAUUUGUGACACUAAAACUUCCCGCGAAGAUAGAAUAGCGCGUAGUUGCAUGGAAGACAAACUCAAAUUUGUUGAUGGACAUUACGAACUACCUUUAUUGUGGAAAAUCAAUCAUCGCGAGUUACCAUGUAAUCAGAAAGUGGCGGAGAAUCGCCUUCGUCAGUUAAAGCGACGUCUUUUAAAAGAUGACACAUUGCACCAAAAAUAUAUUCAGACAUUGAAUGAUUAUGUUGAUAAAGGAUACGCUCGUAUAGCUGACAGUCCUAGGUCGCCGAACAUCUAUCCAACAAAAUGGUUAUUGCCACAUCAUCCUGUGAUAAACCCAAAGAGCCAGACGACUUCAUUGACGCAUUGAGACGCUUUACUGGACGCAGAGGUCGUCCUGUUCACAUAUAUUGCGACAAUGGAAGCAAUUUUGUAGGUGCUUGUCGCGAAUUGAAAGAA
Styela clava is the source of this 2033-nucleotide messenger RNA. The record is from RefSeq and is a predicted model, not a curated record. Lineage: Eukaryota; Metazoa; Chordata; Ascidiacea; Stolidobranchia; Styelidae.